Molecule: messenger RNA, 1023 nt
Organism: Ectocarpus sp. CCAP 1310/34
Lineage: Eukaryota; Phaeophyceae; Ectocarpales; Ectocarpaceae
Source: the annotation of a GenBank genome assembly
AUGGGGGACUCGGUUAACACUCUUAUUGAGGGCAACACCUUUCCAGUGGACAUGAUACACACUUCAAGUGGAUCGUGUAUCAAUUCCGCUUCAGACGUGACCUUCGGGGAUAUUUGCACCAACGCUGCGAUCGACCCCUUCGACCAGAGCGACUACCACACAAAUAAAGAGGCUGCGGUCGCCACUGAAGCUUUUUCCGACCCCCAGACGCAUGCACCAAGUGUGUCGCCGUCUGCUUACACAUUUACCGCAACACCCACCACACAACCGUCUGCUUCGGCAUUUGCCGCAUCACCCACCACUAUCAUCAUCAGUGACAUCGAAUGUGGCGACGGUGGGGGUAGGGUAGCCAAUUGCAUGCAGGGUGGCUGUGGGAGUGGGGGGAUCGGUGACAGGGGUGCCAAUGAAAAGGAUGGCGAUUAUGAUGAAUUUGAAACGAUGUCGCCAACACCCACAGAUGCUCGUGGUAGUGGCACAUCAUCGCGUAGUUUAAACGGGAGAGGGAGCAGAAAGGGAUCGGCACUGGCUGGCGUCGGGACGGGCAUCAUACAAAUCAGGGCUCUCCCCAACGAGUUCACCAUGAGCGGUGAAACAUCAUCGGCGCCAGAGCAACAGGAACGCGACGACCUCGCCAUGGAGUUGCUGCAAAGCCUGUACUCUCAGCAAGAUGAGCACCAGCGCGUCGUUGAUCAGCUGCAAAGCUUGAGCCUUUUUUGGGAAAAACAGCAAAAAUGGAAUCAGUACGCCAACAAGAAUAAGCAGCUGAAGGAGAUGGUUCGUCGUGUACAGAUGAAGCACGACACGCAAAAUGAACAGUGGCGGAUCCAAAAACCCAUGAUCCAACACGAACACCAGAAGCAACAAGAGCAGCGUCGGAAGGAGCAAUUGGUGGAGGCGCGAGCGGUGCGACAACAGCUGGAUGCGCAUCGACACGAAUGGGAAGGUAUAAUGGAAGACCUCGAAUCUCACCAAGCAGCCGUGCACACGAACCUGUCGGGGCGUAUCGUGAUAAGGGAAGACUAG